This is a messenger RNA of Dicrocoelium dendriticum, 318 nucleotides long. NCBI's taxonomy places the organism in Eukaryota, Metazoa, Platyhelminthes, Trematoda, Plagiorchiida, Dicrocoeliidae. The record is from the annotation of a GenBank genome assembly.
GAUUUUUGGCGAACGUUCCUCGCUCUUCAGCACACGUUAUCAUUGCUUAAAACUCGUCAAGCACUCCAUGGACGACUACAUUACCUACGCAGGUAUCGUUAACCGCGAGUGUGAGCGUUUUAAACUUGCAUCCAUGACCGAGACACAAUUCAAGUGUCUCAUGUUUAUUUGUGGUCUACAAUCUCCGUCAGACGCGGACAUCCGCACACGUCUUCUCACCAGGCUGGAGCAAGACCCAGACAUAACGUUGCAGAAAAUGGCUGAGGAAUGUCAGCGCCUGAUCAAUUUGAAGCAUGAUUCCCGUAUGGUGGAACAGCA